AUGCCAAUUGAUGCACCGCUACAGAUUUAUCCCUUUGCAUCUGCAAUCGACACACCUUUGCCCAAAGCUGAAAAGACUCUGUCCAUUAUGCGCGAUUCUUGUCCCGAGUACAUCCCUGUUCCUGAAGCAAGCGUAGUCCUGCCAAAGUACAACGAAGAAGGAAUCGAACAGUGGCACAAGAGUCACGGUGCCUGGUACUUCAUAUACAUGCAACUCAAGGCCCUCGCGCUCGUAUCGAGAAGUGGCCACAAACCCAUAGUUUGUCUGCACUUGCAAUCGAAUCACCAGCUGUGGCGCAAGAGAAACAGUUACCAAUCUUCGAGUGCCAAACUUUUCGCGGAUGCCGAAGCAGAAGAAAGAGACUUUUCAAAUAUUCACAGGCCAUCACGAGCGGAUAUUAUUCGCCAAAAAGAAGAAAAUUGGGAUGGAGAAGAGCGUAUCCAAGACGCAGUCUUAAGGAUGCUCGUUGAUAAGUAUAAACCACUUCGUACUGGACAAAUACAAACGGCAGAUGAAAAGCUAAAACACAAUAUUCCUCGAGUAUUGACUAAAAUUACUACUCAAGAGUGGGGUAGUGAAAACGGUUUGGAAUCACGCCAAUCCACCGAUAUGUCUCAUUACACGGCUUCUACGUAUGAGGCCCCUGCACCCGGACCAGAUCAAUUAUCUUCUACCGAACCCGUCCCACCAUGGCUCGUUACAUUCAAAGUUCCGUCGCACGCGCAAGCGUCUAUCAAGUUUGGCAAUUUUAUUUCUACCCCACCCCGUUUGGUUACAAGCUCGACCUCAGAUCCUUUACAGAAGCCUGUUCGAUUGGAUCCGCUCUCUACGCGUACCCGCGCCAAGCAAAAGGCCGAAAAACGGUUCGCACAGGUGGCAGGGAGGAUAGAUCGGGCCCGCGAAUCUAUUAUUGAUUAUCGAAGUGGGGUACAUGGUCAAGAAACCGGAUCGCGCCCAAAUCCUGUGAGCAUACGGGGGUGGAAUGCGUUGAUCGAGGAGAGAAUUCAGAAAGCACAGGCUACAGGGAUGUUUGACAGAAUCGAAGGGAGAGGCAAGCCCCUGCGACGAACGGUUGACGAAAUGAAUCCUUUUGUCGCACGGGAGGAAUUUUUGAUGAACAGAAUUGUUUUAAAAAAUGAUGCAGCCCCACCUUGGGUUGAGUUGCAAAAAGAGGCCGAAAAGGCAACAGUCCAAUUCCGGGAGCUUUUGAUUAGUGGUUGGACGCGGCGGGUAACGCGAAUGCUUCCCUUGUCCAAUCCCACAAGUAAGCUUGCGAGCCUUACACCCGAGUUGGCAUCAAAACUCCGGGAUAGUGAGUGGGAACAACAAGAGGCAAAGUUUCACGAAGCGGCAAUUCGGGAUACAAACGAAGCUAUUCGUCGGUACAAUGCGGUGGCACCGUACAUUGUCCGCCGGCCAUUACUGACACUGCAAUCUGAGCUAGCAAAGUGCUACGCUGACGCUGCCAAGGGUAUUGUCAUUUCCAUACAAGCGCGUUUGGCGGAAAACGAAUACGCCGGGAACCCUGAAAGUACAUCGCUUGCGUCCAGUGAGUUUUCACACCCUACGGGCUGGGGGCUAGGAGUGCUGCUGAGCAAUGCGAUGAAACGGGCAUAUACACGUUUGUUUGGGCGCAUGUACUAA
Molecule: messenger RNA, 1644 nt
Organism: Rhizoctonia solani
Lineage: Eukaryota; Fungi; Basidiomycota; Agaricomycetes; Cantharellales; Ceratobasidiaceae
Exons: 6
Coding region: 1-1644 (547 amino acids)
Source: RefSeq, a predicted model, not a curated record